GUGAAGAGUAGGGUGACAGGGCUGGAAGCGUAUGGGUUGCUUGGAUUGUUAGCCCAUGUCCCAUUUCUUCUUCCAGCGACUCGCUUGGUCUGCGCGACAGUUUGCUCGACCACCCGUAUCCCGGUGCUGGACACCUUUACCGUUACGUACCUACGUUGCUCAGUCAGGGUUAAACCAGACGAAACUUUCAUUUAAAAUGGAGCAUAGCUCUCGAGGAGGUUCCCGAGAUCGCGGACAAAGCUCGCGCAAGAGAAAGAGAGGCAGUGAGAAGCAGAAUCGUGACCGAGGGGCUGAAGAUGAUGUACUCCUGGUUGAUAUCAGGGAUCUUCUUCGGAGGAAUAAGCCUGAAGCAGAUACUAUUGAGACAGAGGCAUCUCCUACUGUUGUUCAUACUGGAAAAGAUGAGAAUUUUCCGGAGACAGAAGUUACAAUAACCGAACUCUCUUCCACCGGAGACGGCCUUGCGCUCUCGCCCGCGCGCGACCAUGUCUACGCUGUUCCUUUCACUCUCCCUGGCGAUACGGUAAAAAUAAGGGUAUAUAGGACUAUGGGAAGGGAAUCCUACAGUCUUGCUGAUUUCAUUGAAGUGACGAAACCUUCGCCGCAACGGGACGAUUCGUUAAUCAAGUGUCAAUAUUUCGCGAAGUGUGGUGGCUGCCAGUUCCAAAUGCUUCCUUACGAAGACCAGCUUAAGCAUAAGAAGAGAAUUAUCGAAAAAGCAUAUAUCAACUUCUCGGGACUGAACUCGGUGCAGGUUCCUGGCAUAGAGGAAACAAUGGGUUCGCCGUUGCAGUAUGGGUACAGGACGAAACUGACCCCGCACUUUUCGCUCCCCGGGCGAGUGAAGAAGGCAGCUCAUAACUUGACAGAGCCUUUAAAUAUUGGGUUUAUGAUGAAAGGACGACGAAAGGUUAUGGAUAUCGAAGAUUGCCCGCUCGGAACAGACAUCGUGAGAGUAGGGCUGAAGAACGAGCGGCAAAGAGUCUUGGAUAGUGUGCAUCAAUUCAAGGCCGGCGCAACUCUGCUGGUUCGGGAAAAUACGAGACGAAUACCCAGAGACAAAGUUGAGGAAAACGCAACAGAGAAGAAGGGUGUGAUUCGGAUAGACCACCCGGACUACAUCGAAGAAAAGAGCUAUAUCACGGACCAAAAAGGAAUCUCAUCCGAAUACAUCGACGACUAUCUCUUCCGCAACGUCGCCGGAACGUUCUUCCAAAAUAAUAACUCAAUCCUCUCUCCCUUCACCCAAUACGUGCGCGAACGUGCCGUCCCAGCAUCUGCCGAUUCCGACCCUUCAAAGCCCAAACUAAAAUAUCUUCUCGACGCCUACUGCGGCUCCGGUCUUUUCACGAUCGCCCUCUCUACCGUCUUCCGUUCGUCUCUCGGCGUAGAUGUCGCAGCGGGUUCCAUCGAAUCAGCCCGUGAAAAUGCCCGUCUUAACAAAUUGAAAAACACGGGCUUUGCCGCCGCAGACGCGGCGAAGUUGUUCCAGGAUGUACCAUAUCCCCCGCAUCAGACGUUAUUGGUUAUUGACCCCCCGAGAAAGGGGUGUGAUACGAACUUUUUGAAGCAGCUGUUGGCAUUUGGCCCCGCGAGGGUGGUAUAUGUGAGCUGUAACGUUCAUACGCAAGCGAGAGAUGUUGGCGUGAUGGUCCGGGGAGAUACGGGUGAUGGAAGUGGGAAGAGUAGUGUGAGGUAUGAGAUUGAGAGUAUUAAGGGCUUUGACUUCUUCCCACAAACCGGCCAUGUGGAGAGUGUGGCUGUUUUGAAUAGAGUGGCCAACGUUGAGUGAGUGUGAGGGCGUGGUCCUGUACAAUAUUCCUUUGAGCUCCAGAAAAGUCAAAAUUUUUACUAGAAAUACC
Coccidioides posadasii C735 delta SOWgp is the source of this 1862-nucleotide messenger RNA. RefSeq names its product tRNA(m5U54)methyltransferase (gene TRM2). NCBI's taxonomy places the organism in Eukaryota, Fungi, Ascomycota, Eurotiomycetes, Onygenales, Onygenaceae. Gene Ontology annotation, molecular function: tRNA (uracil(54)-C5)-methyltransferase activity, S-adenosyl methionine-dependent. Gene Ontology annotation, biological process: tRNA processing. The record is from RefSeq and is a predicted model, not a curated record.